Molecule: messenger RNA, 543 nt
Organism: Didymodactylos carnosus
Lineage: Eukaryota; Metazoa; Rotifera; Eurotatoria; Philodinida; Philodinidae
Source: the annotation of a GenBank genome assembly
AUGCUUAGCAAGUCCUGUGCGGCGGUGCGCAGGUCCGUGCCUGAUCUUUUUUACGCUACCGCAUCUGCCGCAUCCAGUCUCAUGUCGAAAAGUUGGAAUGAGCUCGUUGCUGAUUACAAUGGAAAAAAACUUUUGCAGUCACGUACAUGUAAAGUGUUCAAAUACCGCACCUGUCGUCGUGUGAAUGUUGAAGUAUGUGGUUGCAAUCGACUUGUACGUGAACAUAGUUUCGAUGAUGAUACAGCUGAAGUACAAACACGAAAACAAUUAGAUGAAUUGUUGAAAAAAAAAUGGAAUGAGAAUAGUCACACAUCAAAAGUCCCACUAUCCGUUUAUGGUGUUCUACCAAAUAAAUCUAAGUUUUUGCGAUGUGAUAAUCAAUCAAAACUUGAAAAUGUGUACAAAUUACUCGUGGAAGACUGCCAUCGACCAAAUUUGAUAAUGAGUGUUUACGGUGGAGCCAAAUAUUUUCAGUUAAAUGAACGUCUAGAAAAAAAGUUUAUGGAAGGGAUUGUUCAAGUGGCAACAGUGGCAGGUAGCUAG